Molecule: messenger RNA, 1024 nt
Organism: Ipomoea triloba (trilobed morning glory)
Lineage: Eukaryota; Viridiplantae; Streptophyta; Magnoliopsida; Solanales; Convolvulaceae
Product: protein IN2-1 homolog B-like
Exons: 10
Coding region: 135-845 (236 amino acids)
Molecular function (GO): glutathione transferase activity
Source: RefSeq, a predicted model, not a curated record
GGUGGGGCAUUUUAAAGAAUCAAUGCAUCAAUCUGAACUUUCACUCUCUUUCCUUCUUUUAAAUAUCCGUUCACACUUCACACACUCCAUCAUUUUCAGUUCUUCACCGGUGACACUCCAAACCAGCUUCAACAAUGGCUACCAGUGAGGUGCUUCCCCCUACUCUUGGUGCUUCUUCAGAACCACCAGCAAUUUUUGAUGGAACUCCCAAGCUGUAUAUAGCAUACAUAUGCCCAUAUGCUCAACGUGCCUGGAUUGCCCGAAAUUAUAAGGGAUUGCAGGAUAAAGUGAAAUUGGUUGCAAUUGAGUUGAAUGACAGGCCAGCUUGGUACAAGGAGAAGGUUUACCCUGAAAAUAAGGUGCCAGCUCUGGAAUACAAUAAUGAAAUUAAGGGAGAGAGUCUUGACUUGGUCAAGUUCUUCAGUGAGAACUUUGAAGGGCCUUCACUUUAUCCUGAUGAUCCCGCUAAGAAAACAUUUGCAGAUGAGUUACUGACCUUCUCUGACUCCUUUAUCAAAACUAUGUUUGCUACUUUGAGGUCAGAAGGAAUAAGUGAUGCUGUUGCUGGAUUCGAUGCCCUCGAGAAUUAUCUUUCCAAGUUUGAAGAUGGACCUUUCUUCCUCGGCCAAUUCAGUGCAGUGGAUAUAGCUUUUAUACCGUUUAUCGAGAGGUUCCAGACCUUCUUCAAUGAAUUCAAGAACUAUGAUAUAACACAGGGCAGGCCGAAACUUGCACACUGGAUCGAGGAGGUGAACAAGAUUGAUGCUUACAAAGUAACAAAACGCGACGCCAAGGAGCACGUUGAAAGCUUUAAGAAAAAAUUUCAGGCUGCAGCUAAGCCCUGAACUCUUUACAAGAUGGCUACAGUAUCAAUAAAUCAUGCUCCCAUGGCCAUUGUUAAACUACUUUUAUUGAGUUAAACUAUGAAUAAGGUGUUGUAUAAAUGACUUGGCUCCACUGGGUUUCUCAAUAAUGCAAUGGAUUGUUUGACCUGUCCUGAAAAUCUGAGAUUGAGUUCUUUGUA